Messenger RNA from Dreissena polymorpha, 3323 nucleotides. Its product is annotated as phosphatidylinositol-glycan biosynthesis class W protein-like. NCBI's taxonomy places the organism in Eukaryota, Metazoa, Mollusca, Bivalvia, Myida, Dreissenidae. Gene Ontology annotation, cellular component: endoplasmic reticulum; membrane. The record is from RefSeq and is a predicted model, not a curated record. The transcript is spliced from 8 exons. Gene Ontology annotation, molecular function: glucosaminyl-phosphatidylinositol O-acyltransferase activity. Gene Ontology annotation, biological process: protein localization to plasma membrane; GPI anchor biosynthetic process. The coding region runs from base 94 to 1563 and encodes 489 amino acids.
GGUUAAAAAGGUUUUAAUCCAAUAUGUCAGCGCCCAUGGAAACAUAUUGUCAACUUUAAUGAAACAAACUUUAUGAAUUUGCACUGAGCUACAAUGUCUUACAAAGAUCAGCACGAACGGUUUGUUAGUGGAAAUGACGGUUCAUCUCCUGUAGAGAUAGCUCUGGUGGGCGUGGCCUGUAUCAUCCCUGUGUACCUGAGGGACACGCUAGUGUCAGUAUUGUCGGAUAAGCAGAGAUGCAAAAUUGAGACUUCUCAUUGGCUUGGACUGAUGCUAGACUUCCUGCUGGUCAUCAUUCCAGUGCAGCUGAUGCUGACAUUGUUCAAUGGAUUUCCUCACUGCCUCUUCAUUCUUUUAAUGCUGCAGUGGAUUUUGUUCACAAGAAAAUUACGACAACCUAUAAUGAUUAAAGUGCGACAGAAUAUCAACAUUGGGGAAAUCCCAAUGGGAAAUAAACGUCCAUUCAUAACAUACUAUAGAGCAUACGCAAACCUCAUAACAGCUAUAUCUAUCUUGGCUGUGGAUUUUACAAUCUAUCCUCGAAAGUUUGCAAAAACAGAAACAUAUGGCACAAGUGUGAUGGAUGUUGGUGUCGGAGGUUUUCUGAUCUCAAAUGCCAUUGUCUCUCCUGAGGCCAGGGGGAUUCUAACCAAAGACAGCAUUAUGUUGUCCGUGAUAAAGUCUGUCAAGUCAAGUCUUCCCCUGAUUGUGAUUGGCUCUGUGCGUGUUAUCACUGUCAAGCUUCUCGACUACCAGGAGGUUGUCACUGAGUACGGUGUUCACUGGAACUUCUUCUAUACCCUGGCUGUUGUUAAGAUCAGCUGUACUCUGAUGUUCUGUACACUGCCUCCCAGACUGUGGAAUAUUGUUGGUGUACUUGUCAUAGCUAUGUACCAGCAUGGACUUGCGUACGGCGGACUCAAAGGCUACAUUAUCAACGGCAUGGAUGGGAAGGGAGGGCGGGGGGACUUCCUGGACGCCAACCGAGAGGGAAUCUUCUCCUGCCUAGGCUUCUUCAGCAUCUAUAUCAUGGGCGUUCAAAUCGGGAAGAUUGUCAUGCGCAAAAGGGAGAAGGUUUCUGAUUGGCUGAAGCUGUGCGCCACUCUUGUUGUACUCUGCGUAGGCUGCUGGGUCAUGAUGUACUUUACUUCGAAGCACGUCGAGAAAGUCUCAAGGCGCUUUGCAAACUUGGCAUACCUCUUGUGGGUGGUUGGCUUUAACACCCUGCUUUUGGUGUCGUUCCUUGUAUUCGACAUUGCAGUGUUUUGUCUGAACCAUGUCAGCAGGCUUGCCAGAAAACAAGAAUCUCCCGACUCUAAAGACGUCCAACUACCACCUCCAGUUGAAGGAUACUCCACUUGUGCUACCAUUUCUGCAAUCAGCUACAAUGGUCUCUUCUAUUUCAUGUUUGCUAACUUGCUGACUGGUUUGGUGAACAUGUCCAUGAAGACUAUUUACCAGUCUACAACUGUAGGGAUAGCGGUUUUGACUUGUUACAUGUUUGUUCUUUCCACUGUCACUUACUUUUUGUACACAAGAAAAAUCUCACUAAAGUUUUGGUAAUUCCAUGGAUUAUUUUAGAUGUAUUAGAAUUAUAUUGAUGGUAAGUUUUGAAAAUUGUAAAUAGAACUUCACCCAACACAUGUUCAUUUUUUUAAAUUAAAAUUAUUUUUUUAUGCGACAAAUGGAUUGCCGUCCGCCGUCAGCAUCUGCUAAAACCUUAACAUUGGCUCUUAAAUCAAAGUGCUUCCACCUACAACUUUGAAACUUCAUAUGUAGCUGCACCUUGAUGAGUUCUACUCGCCAGAUCCAUUUUUGGGUCACUACGUCAAAGGUCAUGGUCACUGCAACCUCUUAUAUAAAACUUUAACAUAGACUCUAAAAUCAAAGUGCUUCCACCUACAAAUUUGAAACUUCAUAUUUAGCUGCACCUUGAUGAGUUCUACACGCCACACCCAUUUUUGUGUCACUAGGUCAAAGGUCAAGGUCACUGUGACCUCUAUCUGACAAGCUUUCAUUUAUUCAAAACUGCACCCACAGCCGAGUGUUGGCACCCGCUAGGCGAUGCUCUUGUUUAUUUUGAAGAAUAUCAGUUUAAAAUAUAACUUUGAUUAUUUCAGUUAUACUCAUAUGUUUUUAUGCCAAACAUUUUUUGAUAAAAAUCUGCAAGAGUUGAAAAGUUACGGCGUAAUUGAUUCUCAUUUAGCAUUAUUAAAUGUUGUCACAUUUUUUUUUAGUUAAUAAAAAAUAAAUAUUAUGAGAGCAUGUGUGUUCGUGAACUUCUUUGAUUUGAUUAUAUUUUAGAUUUCAUGUUUCAUUAUUAAUGGCUAAAAGCAAAAAUAAAUGAUACAAAGUUCCAUCCAAUGAAUUGUCUUGCACAAUAUAGAGACAAAUAUUUAUGUUACCAGAGUCAAAUUUUGCAUAUUUUUGUUAAAUACCAAACAAAAAGGCUUAAUUGCAUUAUACAUAAAAUUUUAUUGAUUAACAAAUUGUAAUAAUUAUUUAUAAACUCUUUUAUUGUAAAAAUGAUUAGUUUAAUUAAUAAUGAGUUUAUCGAUUACUGAAUAAUCACUUUAAGUAAAGUUCUUUAUGUACUUUAGAUUUUUUAUCUAAAACAUAAAUAAAAGCACAAUGCUUUAGAAAAUAACCUGAAGUAGUAGUUCUUAUAGAUUUUAAUAGGCAAACAUUAAAUAAAAGUCUUGUUACCUAGCACUAGGGCAGGUAUGUAUGUGGACUCAACAAUUCUUGUAGGACUUGUGGCAAUAGUUUCACUUAAUCUCUGCAUGUUUCUUACGUUUAUUUUGACCUGUUAAGUUUGGGUUUAUGUAUACAUUUUAAUUGGAAAAAAAUCAUGUAUGCAAGAUCUUGUAUUCUCACUGUAAACGAGUCUUUUUUGAGGCUGAGCAUUUUUUUAUCAAUGUGCUUGAAAAAUCAAACAUCGUUAUAUUUAAUGAAAUGUUUGUGAAAUUAUUGAUUAUACACUUUGCAUGUAUUUAUUAUUGGUUUAAAAUUGCUCAAUUCCAUUAUUUGUGCUACUGUCUGUACAAUAUUCAUGUUAACGAAACAUCUGAAUUGUUUUUAUUACAAAUGUACAAUUGUUUGUAUGAAUCUUCGAUUCAGCAUUAGGCGCAGAGACGUAGAUAACAGAGAUAGGCAGCUCGCCAAAUAUCGACAAACUCUCGCACGUCGCGGGUUUCGGCGAGAUAAGCGCGCAACUGUAUGUCGGUUAUCUACGUAUCUGCCAUUGAGAAUAGGGACAGGAAGAUACGCUGGUGAACCAGUUGAUAAUAGAACAUGUAGGUUUUGUUAUCUAAUGUCCGUAG